CAUAAUUCCGGCUUUAAUCUCCAACAGUAUAAUAAAACAGACGCACAGUCGGUGUAAUUAGUGGCCCGACCGAUCGAGAUGAACCCGCCGCUCUAAAGUGUUGCAGUAAAUAUUCAACAUUCCCCCUGUACUGUAGGUGUUUCUCUGAAGGCUGACAUUGGUUCUGUCGACGCUAACAGGAAGGUGCUGCUCCGAUCUUCCUCUUCCGACUGCUGGACUCGACAGAUCCAGCUAUGUGAGCUGCUCUGAUGUGUGGACUCUUAAAUCCAUACAGUGCCUGGCUGAGUCCGCAUUCAAACCGGCGUGGGGGACUACUACCCUGUCACUGUGACGUGAACACCACACAGACCUGCAGCUGGGGUUGUAGCAUCACUCCUCCACCAUGCCCCUGGGACUGGGAAGGAGGAAGAAGGCAUCCCCUUUAGUGGAGAACGAGGAAGCGGAGCCCAUCCGCGCAGGCCUCAAUGUGGCCGGCAUGGAGGGCCUGGAUGGAGGAGUGGUUGGACUUGGGGAAGGCGCCACCUCCGAAGGUCUUCCUCCCCCACCUAACAGCAUGCGACCUCGGCUCAUCUUCCACACCCAACUUGCCCACGGCAGCCCCACGGGCCGCAUCGAGGGCUUCAGUAAUGUUAGGGAGCUUUAUGCCAAAAUUGGAGAGGCCUUUGGGAUACCUCCAUCUGAGGUUAUGUUUUGCACACUAAACACUCACAAGGUGGACAUGGACAAACUGUUGGGAGGUCAGAUUGGGCUGGAGGACUUUAUUUUUGCCCACAUUAAAGGUCAACGAAAGGAGAUUGAAGUGUACAAAGGGGAAGAUGCUCUAGGUUUGACAAUCACUGAUAAUGGAGCUGGCUAUGCUUUCAUCAAGAGGAUCCGCGAGGGGAGCGUCAUCCACCAAAUCCAGGUCAUCAAUGUGGGUGACAUGAUUGAGUCCAUCAAUGGCCAUCGCCUUAUUGGCUGUCGACACUAUGAAGUUGCCAAAAUGCUGAAGGAGCUUCCCAAAGGAAAGAUGUUCACCAUUAAGCUGGUGGAGCCUCUCAAAGCUUUUGAUAUGAUCAGCCAGAGGUCCGGAGGUUCCAGGUCAGGAUCGGGGGUUCAGCUUGGCACUGGCAGGGGAACCCUUCGCCUGCGCUCUAAGGGUCCUGCCACGGUGGAGGAACUGCCGUCUGCAUUUGAAGAAAAGGCCAUCGAGAAGGUGGACGACCUGCUGGAGAGUUACAUGGGCAUCAGAGACAGCGAGCUGGCGGCCACAAUGGUGGAGCUGGGAAAAGACAAAAAGAACCCAGACGAGUUUGCUGAAGCUUUAGAUGAAACCCUGGGAGACUUUGCCUUCCCGGACGAGUUUGUUUUCGACGUCUGGGGCGCCAUCGGAGAUGCUAAGGUUGGACGGGUGUAACCACUGAAACUAAUGGAGCAAGACGACCUGUGUGUGUGUGUGUGUGUGCGCGUGCGUGCGUGUGUGUGUGUUACACCCGCAACAUUUGGCACUCCUAGAAAACACCACCAUCAUCAUGAGUCUGUUUUUAUUCCAGUUUACACUCCUAUUUUUGCGCAUUUGUACCCUGUUGGGAGACAAAGUGGAUGGUCCAGUUCCAGGGAGAGGAAGGCAGCUGUGAUGACUUCCUAAGUGCUUAUAUUUGUCUUCCAGCUUUUUCCAGAAACUACAAGCACGCUGAUGAGCAUUUCCAUCGCUUGCAUCACGUGACCCUGCAUGUCAUUGUUGUAGUAACUGGCAGUGGAACCAGUACACCUUACGUUUCUGCAAUGGGAGAUAUGAAAGGCAAAUAGAUCUUUGCUAUUAAACGAGAAAAAAAAUGUUUUCCCUCCCCACAAUGCUCUGUGCUGCACUGUACUGUCAACCAACAAUAGAGGGGAACAUAGUUUGCUCUGUACCUCACCUGGUGGGUUUUUGCACAAUACAAGAGCUCCCUAAAUUACAGUUGAUCUUACCAUUAUGGAUCAGUUUAACAAGCAUGCGCUGUGAUAUUUUCUCUCUCCAUAGUGAAAUCUUCUGGUUUCAUGUCCUCCUUCAUUUCUUUUUUCUUUUAGGUCAAAACAAAAUUUGGUUACAGAAGAGGCAUACAAUAUUGUAGCCUGUGAGUAAAAAGAUCAGUAGUGUUUUCACAGUUGGCACAACCCAUGCUGUAAUGAAGUCAACUGUGCAGACGAUAGCACAUUCCUGUCCUUCAUAGGUUCUGCAGCAUUAAAAAUAUCAGUGUUACCUGUUAUUGGGGGAUAAAAUAUGUGAAUGAGAAGCAGAACAGUUUGUGGACUGUUGCCUUUUUUCUUUUUUUUUUUUAAAUAGUGUUUUUUUUUAUAUAUAAGGUGAUUUAUUGUCUGUUUUAAAACAAGAUUUGCAUAACAGAUGAAACAUUUCAUCUUGUGUUGCAGUUUUAUAAAGGAGCAGUAUUAGAGAAGUUAUAGGAUGGAGUUAGUGCAAAAAGUCAAGAAAAAAAAACCAUCUUAAUUUUUCUGUGUAUUUUGUUGGCAGUCUUAAGUCUGGUGUGUGAACCUUAAGCAGAAUGAGAGAAAGUGAGAAAAGCAGGCAACGUUGCACUAACUACUCAGUUUAGGUAAACACAGGUCUUAAAACAAACUUUUGGUGUUAACCUCUUCAGUAUAUUCAAAUGUAUGAAGCUAUUUUGUAGUUUUGUUUCAUUCCUCGAUCAAUAUCUUUUUGGGUGAUGUAAUUAAACUGAUGCUCGAACACUGUAACACUAAGAAGAAAACAUUAUUUUCAUGGCUUUGUAUUACACUGAUGUCAAUGUCCAAAUAUAAUGCAAUAACAGUA
Molecule: messenger RNA, 2791 nt
Organism: Cololabis saira (Pacific saury)
Lineage: Eukaryota; Metazoa; Chordata; Actinopteri; Beloniformes; Belonidae
Gene: gipc1
Product: GIPC PDZ domain containing family, member 1
Exons: 7
Coding region: 383-1396 (337 amino acids)
Molecular function (GO): protein binding
Source: RefSeq, a predicted model, not a curated record